Scheffersomyces stipitis CBS 6054 is the source of this 1647-nucleotide messenger RNA. RefSeq names its product multidrug-resistance transporter (gene MDR5). The annotation marks the transcript as partial. Gene Ontology annotation, biological process: transmembrane transport. Gene Ontology annotation, molecular function: transmembrane transporter activity. Lineage: Eukaryota; Fungi; Ascomycota; Pichiomycetes; Serinales; Debaryomycetaceae. The record is from RefSeq and is a predicted model, not a curated record. The transcript has a single exon.
AUGGCUGCGAAAAAGGAGAAACAAGAAAUCUUCGAAGAGAGUAAUGCAGGAGAUGGGACCAGGAGAGAAGAUCAGUACAUUGGCGGGUACAAAUUGAUUAUUGUCGUCACGUCACUCCUAAUAAGUAUGCUUCUUUCUGUUAUGGAUGCCACAAUUGUUGUGACCAUUCUUCCUCAAAUCUCCAACAAGUUUGAUGGCUUUGAAAAGAUCAACUGGCUCACUUCCGGUUUUCUAUUAGCAAUUGCCCUGUUGACAGCUACUUGGGGAAAACUUUCAAUUGUCAUUGGGAGAAAGUUGGGUAUAGUCCUUUCCAUUAUUAUCUUUAUGAUUGGCUCUUUGGUGUGUGCUUUGGCGAAUAGUAUGGACAUGCUCAUUGGUGGAAGGGUUGUGGCAGGUGUCGGUGGUGGCGGACUUCAGUCAUUGGUUCUUGUUGUCUUGACUGAAAUUCUUCCUAUAGAAUAUAGAACUUUUGGUAUCAUGCUUUUGUCAAUAACAACAGCUCUUGGUUCUGUCAUUGGGCCUUUGAUUGGAGGUGCAUUUUCUAGAUUUGACUGGAGGUGGUGCUUCUAUAUAAACUUACCAGUUGGUGGGUUAUCGCUUUUGUUGUUGGUCGCUGUAUUCAAUCCGCCUGCGCCAAAGGGAAAGAUAAAAGACAAGAUCAAAAUGAUCGACUAUUUUGGAACAUUCCUACUUAGUAGUGGGUCAGUCUUGGUAUUGCUUGCUUUAAGUUUCGGGUCUUCGUACCAAUACACUUGGAAUUCUGCAGCUUUUAUUUCUUGCAUUGUGAUUGGGGUCAUUUCUUCCGUCUUAUUCUGUGUAUGGAACUACAACUACUCGAAAUACCCUCUUAUUCCUCCAGAAAUUACUGAGGUGCUUCUGUUGGAUGCCACAGUGAUUACAGCUACGGCAAUGUUUGGGUUUUUCUUUGCCAAUCAAAUCUACUUGUCAGUGUACUUUCAAUCCAUUAAAGGCAUGGACGGCUGGCAUUCAGGUCUUCAUUUAUUGCCUAUUAUAGUCUCUUCUGUCGUCAGUACUCUCAUUGGAGGUAUGAUUUCUCAGAUUACAGGAUAUCUCAAACCAAUCUCAAUAUUAGCAGGUAUUAUUGGUGUGGUAGGCAAUGCUUUAUUAUACCUUUUGAAAGUCGAUUCCAGCUUAGGGAAGAUCAUUGGAUUGUUGAUUUUACCUGGCAUUUCGUCUGGUUUGCAAAUCCAAUCUACAGCAAUGUUGUCCCAAGUAUCUGCCCCCAAAACUCCUGGAGGUACAAUUUUGGCUACUACCUUGUACACUUUCGGUAGAACAAUGGGCGGUGCAAUUGGCUCCGAGCUUGCUACUCUCACGUAUAGUGAGUCUCUUAAACAUAUAUUUAAACGAGCUUUAAAGCACGAGACCAACUCAACAGUUUUGCAAGACAUCCAGGAGAUCGGUUUCGGCUCCUUAUUGGAAAACACCUCAUUACUUGCAAAGUUACAUCCGGUGACUCAAGAAUUCUUCAAGGCACAAAUGAUGAAAUCAAUUGUAAAUGUGUUCCACAUGGGAACAGGUCUCGCUGCCUUAGCAUUGAUUGCAUCCGUAUUUCAAAGCAACUUAAAAGUUCCGAAACAAAGUAAGGGAGUCGAUGAAGAUAACGACCAAGAAGAGAAUACAGAC